This is a messenger RNA of Gadus chalcogrammus (walleye pollock), 921 nucleotides long. Its product is annotated as inositol-tetrakisphosphate 1-kinase-like. Bases 1 to 921 code for a protein of 306 amino acids. The transcript has 10 exons. Gene Ontology annotation, biological process: inositol trisphosphate metabolic process. The record is from RefSeq and is a predicted model, not a curated record. NCBI's taxonomy places the organism in Eukaryota, Metazoa, Chordata, Actinopteri, Gadiformes, Gadidae. Gene Ontology annotation, molecular function: inositol-1,3,4-trisphosphate 6-kinase activity; inositol-1,3,4-trisphosphate 5-kinase activity; inositol-3,4,5,6-tetrakisphosphate 1-kinase activity. Gene Ontology annotation, cellular component: cytoplasm.
AUGUCAGGCCGCAGUAGAGUAGGCUUUUGUCUCAGCGACAAGAAACGGAAGAGAAUGAACCUUGCAGCUUUUUCUGAGAUGUGUGCGGGCCACGGGGUCAAGGUGGUGGAGAUUGAUCUCGGCCAGCCGCUGGCCCCCCAGGGGCCCUUCGACGUCAUUGUCCACAAGCUGUCUGACGUCAUCGUGGAGUCCGAGCACGACCAACAGUCUAAGCACCUCCUUGCCAACUUCCAGAGCUACAUGUUGGCCCAUCCCGGUACCGUUCUCCUGGACCCGCUGCCCGCCAUGACCCGGCUCCUAGACCGCUUCACAUCCUACCGGAUCAUGAGCAAACUGCACAAGUCCCUCAGAGACUGGCGUAUAUGCAGCCCGCCGUACCUGGCCAUCCACAGCACCGGGGACUUGGCCUCCGUACAGACGGCCAUGGAGGAGCAGGGCCUGAGCUUCCCUCUCAUCUGUAAAACCAGAGUGGCCCAUGGCUCGCUGUCCCACGAGAUGUGUCUGAUCUUCAGCGCGGGCGGCCUGCCUGACGUCCGCCCCCCCUGCGUGCUGCAGAGCUUCGUGAGCCACGGCGCCGUGCUGCACAAGGUGUUCGUGGUGGGGGACCGACACUUCUGUGUUGAGAGACCCUCGCUCAAGAACUUCCCCUCCGGACCCUGCGACAGGAAGACCAUCUUCUUCAACAGCCACGAGGUCUCCAAGCCAGAGUCCAGCUCCCACCUCACAGCGCUGGACGAGCAGACGCCCUGCCUGCCGCCCCCCAGCUCAGAGGCCAUGGCGGCGCUGGUCCAAGAGCUACGGGUCCAGCUGGGCAUGGCGCUGUUCGGUGUGGACGUCAUCAUUGACAUACGCACACACACGCUCACCGCCAUCGACAUCAACAUCUUCCCCGAACUAAAGAAUACAAAUUGGUUCCGUUGA